This is a messenger RNA of Mangifera indica (mango), 1497 nucleotides long. RefSeq lists its product as uncharacterized. Bases 100 to 1296 code for a protein of 398 amino acids. The transcript has 7 exons. The record is from RefSeq and is a predicted model, not a curated record. Lineage: Eukaryota; Viridiplantae; Streptophyta; Magnoliopsida; Sapindales; Anacardiaceae.
AGAGAGCGCGUGUGUUUCUUCAUUUGCCGCAUUCUUCUUCUAUUUCUUGGGGAGGCUGAAGAUCUCUAAAACCAUUGAGCUCUCUGGUAUUUUAUCUUCAUGGCUUAUAUUCCACCACACAAGAGACAUUCAAAGGAUUCAGACCGUCCAUCUCCAACUCCAGAGCUGCUUGCGCCGCAAUUCAAGAGGAAUUUGAACUUGAGAUCAUCUCGCCAUGAGAAGAUUGUCUAUGCAGACCAGUCGAUAAACAGAUGGCUCUCUGCUGGUUUGGAUGAUAAUCACCAAUUUCCUGCAUCUGCCUACCUCGAGCCGAUUUUGGAACCCAUUGAGCGGUUCAUAGGGGAGAAAUCCCUAGUUUUAGUGAACAAUCAUGCAGCUAAAGGUGAUGAUGAAGUGGGAGGGAAUAUAUCAAGACGACCUUGGGAAUUUGUAGCUGAAAAUGUGUGGCCAGAUUUAUUGACCUCUUUUGACAAUCUGAGGAACAAAAUAGAGUGCAAAGAGCUAGAGAAAGUAAAGCUGAAAUUGGUUGCUAGAUUCGGCAAAAUUCUUUUUCGAGGUACAAAUUCUGUGAACAUAGAAAAGGUCAAAAAACAUCCAGUCACUGAAACCACUUUGAAACAAUUGAGGAGAACAUUUUAUACAAAUGUUCCUACAUCUUAUAUGGAAAACAUUAUACAUGGAGUUGUGCCAAAAAUAGGAGUUGAUUUUAAAGCAGAUAAUGAUGUCUACCAUAUCAAGGUGGUGGAUAGCACACGACCAAAGUCAAUCAUUUCAUGCAAAUGUAGAGUAAAAGAAGAUAAAACGUUUGAGCUCUACAAGAUUGAAUUAAGCCCGAUUCGUCAAAUGGCCACAGACAUAUCAUGCGUGGAUAAGAAUUUAGACCUGAGGCUGAUGUUAUGCUUCAAGAGUAUUGUGACUGACUUAACUGAUGAAGAAAUGCAGAGCCUCAAAAAUCUGAUUAAUUCAGCUGUUUUAGAUCCUGGAGUGAAGGGUGGUUUGAGAUGGCCACUAGGGAAGUCAAACUCGGGGGAUCGAUACCAUGUUAGUGGGGUUUGGCACACAGAAAUUAAGUUGUAUGAAAGCACAUCACUGAAGCUCAAGGUAAGACAUGCUGAUCGAUUUAGUUUUGAGUCUUCUACUGGGGAGUCUGCAGUGGAGAUUACUCUGAAGUUGAAGCGAUUAGCUUCAGACAUACUGGAACGGAAGGUGGACACUGAUACUAUCUAUAACAUGUUUAAGGACACUUUAGGGUUGAUAUGGGAUCAUUUUCUGAGUUGUGAGCACUUCUUGACAUGAGCAACUUGCGCCAAGCUUGACCUACUGUGAAAAAUGUUAAUGUCGUUAUGGGAAUUCUUGUAAAUAUUUGUUAUAAAAUAUUUUUGCUGCCUCUUUCUUUCCUUUUUAAUCCUUGUAAGAACUUAAUAGGGUACAAGUUUGGCAUUUCAACAAGGGUAUGCUUGGUAAAUUAAUGAAGAUUGGCAAAAAGACUAUUUCCCA